AUGUGCAAUAACGACAUCUUAAAACCCAUUGUUCCUGUUGGAGUACCAACUGUUAGCGUAGACAAAGCUGGUCUUGAACAUGGAAGGCCACUAAUUGCAGACUGUCACGCCCCUCCCUCCUAUCCAGCCACAAAUAUUACACUUUACGUCAAUGAUGAGAAGGUGCCAGCGUAUACUUCAGAAUGGAUAACUUCAGUAGAAGAUAAACUAGAGAAGAAAACCGGAAGGCUCGAGCUUUCGGGAGUUGGUGGUAGCUGGGGGACUCUGCGACUUCGCUGUGAGGCUACACUUUUUCGGUUGUACCGUGCCAAAAGCUUGGAGGUGGAAGUUCGACCGGAUGUACCCCAACCAGCUUCGGUGCUCCUCAUGGGACCAAGUAGUAGAGGUAACUGA
Diabrotica virgifera virgifera (western corn rootworm) is the source of this 393-nucleotide messenger RNA. RefSeq lists its product as uncharacterized. The transcript has 3 exons. NCBI's taxonomy places the organism in Eukaryota, Metazoa, Arthropoda, Insecta, Coleoptera, Chrysomelidae. Bases 1 to 393 code for a protein of 130 amino acids. The record is from RefSeq and is a predicted model, not a curated record.